Messenger RNA from Homalodisca vitripennis (glassy-winged sharpshooter), 2308 nucleotides. RefSeq names its product glucose dehydrogenase [FAD, quinone]-like. Gene Ontology annotation, molecular function: oxidoreductase activity, acting on CH-OH group of donors; flavin adenine dinucleotide binding. The record is from RefSeq and is a predicted model, not a curated record. The transcript has 2 exons. The coding region runs from base 61 to 2097 and encodes 678 amino acids. NCBI's taxonomy places the organism in Eukaryota, Metazoa, Arthropoda, Insecta, Hemiptera, Cicadellidae.
UCCAGGCACGCCAAACGUGUUCAAGCUGUCAAGCCGUAGUGUUGUUAGAAUCGCUUCUUCAUGCCUAAAUUGGCAGGUUUUGCGUCAUGGACCAUGUACGCUGCCCUCGCUAUCGCUAUUAUUUUUUGCAAUUGGAUUAAAAAGUCAGAAUCUGCUGGGACAAAAUGCUACAGUGGAUCUUCUGCAAUGGAUAACAAAGUAUGUGAUUUGCCAAUGACUUGGUAUUCUGAUGGAAACACAUGUUCUUGGGUUCACUAUCUCUGUACUGUUAAUUCAUCAGACUUUGCUGAACAGACUAUUAAUGCACUUAAUUAUGACUUACAACUCGCCGAAAUUGAUCUUGCAAAUCCUAAGCACUAUCCUACUCAGUACAACCCAACUAAUGGUGAGAUAUUCGAUUUCAUAGUAGUAGGUGCUGGAUCUGCUGGAACUGUACUUGCCAACAGAUUGACCGAGGUCAGUGAUUGGAAAGUGUUAUUACUUGAGGCAGGAGGAAACCCAACCAAAGCCACGGAAGUCCCACUUUAUGUCAACUCUCUGCAGACUCCUGACUUGGACUGGAUGUACAAAACAUAUCCUAGCCCUUACAAUUGUCUGGGGAUGGUCAACAAAAGUUGUAAAUGGGCAAGGGGAAAGGUCUUGGGAGGGAGUAGCACCAUUAAUCACAUGAUGUACGUUCGGGGGAACCACAGAGAUUAUGAUAAUUGGGCAGAAAAUGGGAAUGACGGUUGGAGCUAUCAAGAUGUUCUUCCUUACUUUAAGAAGUCUGAGGACAUGAGGUCUGUAGAAAUCUUAGCAACAGAAGAUGCAGGAGUGUAUCAUGGAACUGGAGGCUAUUUGAAGGUGGAGUCCUGGAAUACACCAGAAGUAGAUAUUUUAAUGGAGACCUUUGGAAAAGGAAUGGAAGAAGUAGGUUACUCAUUUAAUACUGAUUACAAUGGACAGCAUCAGACAGGGUUUACCAAAACCCAAGGGACUAUCUUGGAUGGAAGGCGCUGCAACACGGCUAAGGCUUUUCUAUCUUCCAUCAAGGACAGGCCAAAUCUUAAAGUGUCAAAAUAUUCUUUGGCAACCAAAAUAUUAAUUGAUAAAAAUCUGUCCCGAGCAUAUGGUGUGCACUUUAUCAAUCAUAAAGGUGAAAGUAUUGAAGUGUAUGCAAAAAAAGAAGUUAUACUAUCAGCAGGUGCCAUUAAUUCACCUAAACUUCUCAUGCUCUCUGGUAUUGGACCAGCUCAGCACCUAGAAGAGUUAGGAAUUCCAAUAAUAAAAAACUUAUCUGUUGGGGAAAAUCUUCAAGAUCAUGUUUUUAUGACAGGCAUUCCAUUGACCGUUGAUUAUGACCUUCCAUCGUUUUCACAGGUUAAAAGUAUGUUUGACUUUUUAAUGAACAGCACUAGUCGGCUGUCAUCCUUGUCCACAAUUCCAUAUGUAACAUUCAUUAACACCUUGACAGGAGUUGACCCACCUGACUUUCAACUCAUCAAUGUUGGAUUUGGCAAAAACGACUCAAUAGAUUUGCAGGGACUUUUGGCAUUAUUUAAUCAUCAAGACUACAUAGUGAAUGAAUUCAUCAAGAUAAUAGAAAAUUCUUUUACAUUUGUUUUGCUUCCUACUCUUAUUACUCCACAAAGUAGAGGACGAAUUCUUCUUCAGGACUCAGACCCAGAAGUGGAUCCAAUAAUUAUUCCAGGGUAUUUCUCAGACAAAAGUGACAUCGAGGCAUUCUUAAGAAUUUAUGAUUUUUUGUCACUUUUCACGCAGACUGAUGCUAUGAAGAAUAUUAAUGCCACUCUACAUGAGAUUCGAAUCUCAGCAUGUGAAAUAUAUACGUUUUCUUCAUCAGAAUACCGAGAAUGCGCCCUGAGACAUUUGACAGCGUCAGCUUAUCAUUAUGCAGGCACCUGCAAGAUGGGCCCCUCCUCAGAUUACACAGCUGUGGUAAACCCUGACCUCAAAGUUCAUGGCAUUCAGGGGUUAAGAGUAAUUGAUGCUUCAAUAAUGCCCACUGUUGUAAGAGGAAACACAAAUGCUGUUUGUGUCAUGAUUGCUGAAAAAGCAUCAGAUCUUGUUAAGAACACAUGGCUAACUGAAGAAUAAAAGGAUCCAUUGUAAGUGUGUUUUAUUAUUGGAAUUUAACAGCAAAUUAUUUUAAGCUGAUUGCAACCAUUGAAUACUGUGAAUUCAUACGUUAAUCAAGAAAAUAUGUAAAAAUAAGUAUAUAUGAAUUGAUUCAUGCCAGUUUAAAAUUAUUGCUCAUGUAAAAUAAAUAAAAAUUGUUUAUUUAUCUUCAAAAUAAAUUGUUUAUUUA